AUGUGUACUGAUAACCACCAUUCUGAUCUCUUACCUGGUAUCUACGAAGGUGGUCUGAAGAUAUGGGAAUGUACUUAUGAUUUGCUAGAUUAUGCCUCACAAAUGGAUUUAAAGAGGAAACGCAGUAUUAGAUUUGGGGUGUGGAUCUUGGAUUAUGAGGGUAUAUAUUCAUUGCUUAUGGGGAGCUAAAUCACGAGGUCUCAUUUUCAAGACUAUAAUUAAGUAAUACAAUUUUUGACUAUACCAAAUGUUUUAUUGAACAUCUCCAAAACAACUCGUGAUAUAAAUGGUGUUAUAUUAGGGCUGCUACAAAAAAAUCACUAUUUUGGUGUAGGUGGUACCAUGAAAAAUGUUUUAGAUUUGAUAGAGGAAGGAGGGAAUUUUCAGUCACUGUGUUAUUAA
Molecule: messenger RNA, 402 nt
Organism: Gigantopelta aegis
Lineage: Eukaryota; Metazoa; Mollusca; Gastropoda; Neomphalida; Peltospiridae
Product: histidine protein methyltransferase 1 homolog
Source: RefSeq, a predicted model, not a curated record